GAUUACUACGACGAGAAAAACUUUUCAAGUCAGCUACAACUUGCAAGAAAGUUACGCGGGUAUAUAAAGUCGGGCGUGGAGAAAUAACGAGAACACAAAGCAGACAUGGAGUCGAGAGAAGCAAGACGACCAACAUUGUUUGUUUUUAUCAUCGUUUUGUGCAUUUGCUUUGGCGAAGCUUUGAAAUGCUGGGUUUGUUUAAACCAGCCGGAUAACGAAGCAUGUAUACGUAAUGGACAUCUGGAGCAAUGCGAGAGAAACGAGAAGGCUUGCCAUAAUUCAGUCCGAAGAGGCGACAACGGAAUCCUUGUAACGAAGCGAUGCAAACAAAGUUUAGCGUGUUCGAAUAACGAAGCGCAGAACGACAAACCAGCAUGGAGUCCAACCCAAUGUAACCUUAGAGUUCCAAGUUCUGUGUGUAGAUGUUGUUGUUCAUACGAUGAAUGUAACAAACCACAACUGAUGUGUCCUGAAGAGGUCGGCAGUAAUAUUACCGCCAUCAUGCCCACUAUGCCCACUACCAACGUGCCUACGACGUCAACUACGAUGUCCACCACUACCACCGUCCCCCCCACCACAGUAGAUGCACCAACAACUCCGUUACCUCCAGUUAUCCAAUUGGACGAACCAACUGGGUGUUCGGAAAGAUUAGUAGCGCCAAACCAUGGGCAGAUUAUUUGCGAUCGUGGUCAAUUAAUUGGGAGCAUAUGUACAUUCCUGUGCAUUCCUGGGUAUAUGAGGGUCGGUGUUCGUGUAUCUUUGUGUGGAGUGAAUCAAAUGUGGUCGAAUCUUCCCCCAACGUGCGAGAAACUUAACUGCCCCCGUAUUAAUGCACCGCAGAACGGGAGCAUUAGUUGUACAGAGGAAAACGAAAUAAACAGCAUAUGCACGUUUAAUUGUGACGAAUAUUUUUAUCUUCUCGGCCACGCUACGACCACUUGUACAUUGGGAUCGCCUUAUAACGCCAUGUGGUCGAAUAUCAAACCAUCUUGUAUACGAAGAACAUGCGACGAGGCCCCGGUUGGGAGGUUCACAUUCGUCCAAUGCACGGACAGCAAGAACCUUGGAUCAGUUUGUACAUACAAGUGUUUAACCCAUCAUAGACUAGUGGGGCCUGCGUCUACACAAUGUAUCGACGAUGGCGGAGACUUAGUUUGGGAUUCUGCGGCGCCUAACUGCGAACAUAUUGAAUGUCCCGAUCUUGGAACGAUAGAAAAUGGAAACGUGAUUUGUCCUCUAAGUACAAACUAUGUGAACGCUGUUUGUUAUUUCACUUGCAAUGAUGAGUUUCGAAUGGAACCAGAUACCAGUCUAACUACUUGCCAGAAUGAUUCAACGUGGACGGAUGCUAAACCUACAUGCUUACCCAUAACAUGCAGCAUGUUACCUUCAAUACAACACGGAGAUGCAAGUUGCACAAACUUCAACCUUUUACACAGCGUGUGCACAUUCACAUGCGAUGAUGAACAUAUGCUGCAUGGUAGUGACAGCACAACGUGUGGGGUGAAUCAAAUGUGGUCGAAUCUUCUCCCAACGUGCGAGAAACUUAACUGCCCCCGUAUUAAUGCACCGCAGAACGGGAGCAUUAGUUGUACAGAGGAAAACGAAAUAAACAGCAUAUGCACGUUUAAUUGUGACGAAUAUUUUUAUCUUCUCGGCCACGCUACGACCACUUGUACAUUGGGAUCGCCUUAUAACGCCAUGUGGUCGAAUAUCAAACCAUCUUGUAUACGAAGAACAUGCGACGAGGCCCCGGUUGGGAGGUUCACAUUCGUCCAAUGCACGGACAGCAAGAACCUUGGAUCAGUUUGUACAUACAAGUGUUUAACCCAUCAUAGACUAGUGGGGCCCGCGUCUACACAAUGUAUCGACGAUGGCGGAGACUUAGUUUGGGAUUCUGCGGCGCCUAACUGCGAACAUAUUGAAUGUCCCGAUCUUGGAACGAUAGAAAAUGGAAACGUGAUUUGUCCUCUAAGUACAAACUAUGUGAACGCUGUUUGUUAUUUCACUUGCAAUGAUGAGUUUCGAAUGGAACCAGAUACCAGUCUAACUACUUGCCAGAAUGAUUCAACGUGGACGGAUGCUAAACCUACAUGCUUACCCAUAACAUGCAGCAUGUUACCUUCAAUACAACACGGAGAUGCAAGUUGCACAAACUUCAACCUUUUACACAGCGUGUGUACAUUCACAUGCGAUGACGAACAUAUGCUGCAUGGAAGCGACAGCACAACGUGUGGUGAUAACGGAGAAUGGACGUCCCCUUCCCCCACAUGCCAACGUAUCGUAUGCACAGAACAAACCAAACCGGCCAACGGCAGCAUGUCUUGUAACCAUGGCAACAACGAAGGCAGUGUCUGCAGCUUUGAAUGUUACUCAACCCAUCAACUGGUCGGCGAAUUUGAAAUACAAUGCGUCACAUCACAAGCUGGAACAUUGCCUGUUUGGUCCGGAGAGACGCCCAGCUGUAUACUGAGGAAAAACUGCGGUAGUUUCCCCACAGAGCCGGUUGAUGGGUACGUGGUUUGCACAGAUGGAAUUUUCCUUGAUUCCGAAUGUGAGUUCGCGUGUGAAGGGUUUCGAACUCGGGUGGGAGCUCUGUACACCAUGUGUGUUGAAGAUGGCGGUGAUAUGAAAUGGGACAACCCGACGCCCGUGUGCGAACGCACGCAAUGUCCAGACCAAGGAAGCAUCGCCAACGGUACAAUGUCUUGUACGGAUGGUAAUUAUGCGAACUCAGUUUGUUCGUACACCUGCGACAACGAGAACUAUGUGUUAACACCAUCCGGGGUGGUGGACAAUACUUGCAAUAAUGAUACGACUUGGAACCUCCCGAAGCCUUGCUGUUCUAAGGUCUGUCCCCCAUAUUCGGUAGUGGACGCCGUCAUCUUACUUGAUUCGUCAUCCUCCAUUGGGAACGAGAACUGGAGGACAAUGAAGGCAUUCAUUCGCCAAGUUAUUGAUUCAUUCGUGAUCCAAGACGACGCGGCUCGCUUGGCAAUCUUCCGCUUUAACUCCCAAAUCGACACUCGUACCCAAAUACUACUUGGGGAUUAUCCUAAUGAUAAACAAGGACUGCUGAGAGCUUUUGAUAGAAUCCCGUAUGACGGCGAAGGAACCCGAACAGGAGCUGCACUGAACCACGCUCGUAAUGUGAUGUUGGCACCCGCCAACGGGAACAGGGACGGAGUUCCUGAUUCAGUGUUCAUUAUAACUGAUGGCGUAUCCCAGGACCACGUGACUACGGCAGCCAAUCUUCUUCGAGAACAAGGGGUUGAGGUUUGUUGUUUAUAACCGAGUGGAAAUAAUGGGUUAUCGUCUGUAGACCAUAUAGACUAAGGGUUCGAAACUCGACGUUGGCACUUUGUGGCAAUUGCCCCAACAGUGUCACUAUAAUGGGUUGUAGCAACUGGACUAUGGAUUAAGGAUUCGAAGCUCGACGCUGCUACCAUUUUGGGCGUAUAUGCGUCCUUGGGACAUUUAACAACAUAUGCUCUAACCCAGUGGUCACUAAUGGGUUACCGAA
Ciona intestinalis (vase tunicate) is the source of this 3523-nucleotide messenger RNA. The record is from RefSeq and is a predicted model, not a curated record. Lineage: Eukaryota; Metazoa; Chordata; Ascidiacea; Phlebobranchia; Cionidae.